Messenger RNA from Ciona intestinalis (vase tunicate), 5490 nucleotides. NCBI's taxonomy places the organism in Eukaryota, Metazoa, Chordata, Ascidiacea, Phlebobranchia, Cionidae. The record is from RefSeq and is a predicted model, not a curated record.
AAAACUAAACAUGUAGUAUAGUGGGAGAAGAUGGGACAUCUUUUUAUUCUAUUUUCUCGUCCCAUUUGGUAGUAAACAAAGAACAUUCACAGAAUUAUAAAACCGUAUUCUCACGGUCCCCAUACACUGUUGUUAAUUGUUUAAAACACGAUCAUGUUACGGAUAUUACAUACUAAAGGUGUCCCAUCUUUCCCACCCUACAAUAUGAUAUAAACAAUUAACAUUUCUUAUCAUGUUUUUAUACAUUUUUUAAUUAAAAGCCUUGAUCUUUUUAGUUUUUACAUAAGCGUUAUUUAGUAACAUUUCAUAUAUUGGUGCAUUAUUACAUGUUAUUUACAUAGUAUUUGUGCAAUUGUAAAGUAAACAUAUGUGUUGCAAUAUUUACAAUAUACCUUUUUUCAUUAAAAGUCACUGAUGUGUCAUUCUAAGUCGUAUCUACACAUCUUGCUUUGUUUACCUUUUGUACUUAAGUCGAACAGACAAAAAACUUGAUUUGUGCAGUUUUAAAAUGAACAUGUAAUAUGUAUUGCAAUAUUUACAUAUUUAUAUAAUAUAUUAUAUGUAUAAUAUACCCCCUUUUAUUAAAAGUCACUUCUGUGUUAUUUCAUUUUCAAGUCAUAUAUGCACAGCUUGCUUUGUUAACUUAAGUCAAACAGUUGAAAUACCUAGUUUUUGCAAUAAAGUCAGCAUAUGUAUUUACAUUCAUGUUACUGUAAUGCAGAAAAUUGACAAUGUCAGCAUAGAAUUACUUUUGUUUUUUGCUACUUAAACAAUGAAUACUGAACAAAAUUCUGCAAAUACUACAAACAAUAAUGAUGAACCUAACCAGGCAGAAACUGCUGAACCUGCACAAGAAAACAGUAAGGAUACAAUUGAAUUGGAGGUUGAAGAGUCUGCUCCUCCUGAAGAAAAUAAGGAUGAGCAGUUGGAUCUCCCGGAGGGGAUCACCGUAGGUCCUCCACCUCAUGUGUUCGGACAGUUUGGGAGCGGAGACCCUCGCUUGAUCAUAACCCACAUUGUUAAUUACAACUUUAAGUCGUAUGCAGGCAAGAGGGUACUUGGUCCUUUUCACAAGAGCUUCACAGCCAUCAUUGGACCAAACGGAAGUGGAAAAUCGAACGUAAUAGAUUCCAUGCUUUUCGUUUUCGGUUACCGGGCCAACAAGAUUCGAUCCAAAAAACUAUCUGUCCUCAUACAUGACAGCGAGAAUCAUAAAGAAGCAACUUCUUGUACAGUGGAAGUUCAUUUUGAGAAGAUUGUUGACGUGGAUGAAUCUGGUUACUGCUCAGUGCCGAACAGCGGGUUCUCCGUUUCCAGGACUGCCAGGAAGGACAACACGUCCCAAUACUUCAUCAACGAUCGACGUGUUAUGUUUAAGGAAGUGGCAACACUGCUACAGGACAGUGGAAUCGACCUUAACCAUAACCGGUUCCUUAUUCUUCAGGGUGAAGUGGAACAGAUAGCCAUGAUGACACCUAAAGCGUUAACUGCACACGGUGACGGUAUGCUGGAAUAUUUGGAAGAUAUUAUUGGCUCAUCUAGAUAUAAAGAGGCAAUUGAACAACUGCAUAAAGAGAUAGAAGUUCUAGACGAGGAACGAAAGGACAAAUUAUCCCGUGUUAAAGUGGUUGAAAAGGACAAAGAUCAACUCGAACCGAUUCGAAACGAGGCGCUGGAUUUUCUGAGAAAGAAAAACGAACGGACCGGGCUUGAAAACAUGCAGAUACAGUGUUACAUGAAUAAUUUGUCAAGAGAAAACGAACACAGCAAAGCAAAAAUCGAUGAAAUUUUGGCGAAAGUUUCCGAAUUUGAAGAAGGGUUUAGAAGCGUUAAAGAGGAAAAGAAAGAAAAAGCAAAAGAAUGCGCCAAAGCUGCGAAGGCAAAAGAAAGGGUUGCCGCCACGCUCGUGGAAAAACGGGACGAAAUGAGAGCCUUGGAAAAAAGAAACGUAAAAGUUUUCGAAGACCGUAAGCAUAGGAAAGGGAAGAUAAAGGAACUUACUAAGAAAUUGGAAAAAGAAAAGAAAAAAAUCUCAGAUCUUGAAACUCUUCCCGAAAAGCACGAAAACGAGAUCCUGGAGCUCACGGAGGAGAGGGAGGAGCUUGAGAAGAGGAAGAGAGAGAUUGAGGAGUCACUUAAAGAGGCGAUGCAUGAUCUGAAAGAAGAAACUCAGCAACUGCAAGAUCAGAAAGAGUCGAAUAAUUUGUCAAGAGAAAACGAACACAGCAAAGCAAAAAUCGAUGAAAUUUUGGCGAAAGUUUCCGAAUUUGAAGAAGGGUUUAGAAGCGUUAAAGAGGAAAAGAAAGAAAAAGCAAAAGAAUGCGCCAAAGCUGCGAAGGCAAAAGAAAGGGUUGCCGCCACGCUCGUUGGAAAACGAGACGAAAUGAGAGCCUUGGAAAAAAGAAACGUAAAAGUUUUCGAAGACCGUAAGCAUAGGAAAGGGAAGAUAAAGGAACUUACUAAGAAAUUGGAAAAAGAAAAGAAAAAAAUCUCAGAUCUUGAAACUCUUCCCGAAAAGCACGAAAACGAGAUCCUGGAGCUCACGGAGGAGAGGGAGGAGCUUGAGAAGAGGAAGAGAGAGAUUGAGGAGUCACUUAAAGAGGCGAUGCAUGAUCUGAAAGAAGAAACUCAGCAACUGCAAGAUCAGAAAGAGGAACAAGAAAAACUUUUACUUGGCGAAGUUAAAUACGUGAACGAGGCUAAACAGCAGUUAGACCUUGCCUCAACUGAGCUCGGUCUUUUCGCCACGAAACUCACCAACGCCGAGAACGCUGUAGCUCGGUGUCAGUCCAGGAUGCAAGAAGCAAGUGAUGCCGAAAAGACCGCGAAACGAAAACUUGCCGAACUGCAAGCCAAGGGGUCAAUUGAUUUGGAAAAAGAAGUGAAAUCGUUGGAGCAAGAGGUUGAAGCUUUGAUCCCAGAGGAGCGGAAGUUGGAAUCAAAAGUCCAGGAGUCCACCUCCACCCUUAUGGAAGCAAGACAUAGCGCCCAAGCUAACCGCUCCCGUGGAAAAGUCAUUAACUUUCUAAUGCAGCUGAAAAACACGGGCAAAGUACCUGGGAUUUACGGACGAUUGGGCGAUCUUGGUGCUAUAGACACCCGGUAUGACGUGGCUAUUUCAUCAUGUUGCCCGGCCCUGGAGAACGUACUGGUCGACUCCAUAGAGACGGCACGUGACUGCGUGGAGCAACUGAAGCGGAACGAUGUCGGGCAAGCGACUUUUAUCGCUCUUGACAAGAUGCAAAAACACGAGCACGCGCUCAACAACGUGCCCAACACCGCCCUCCCGCGGUUGGUAGAUUUAAUCCAAGUGAAGGAGAAGAAAUACCAUGUCGCAUUUUACCACGCACUGCGCGACACACUUGUGGCUGAGGAAUUAAACGUGGCAUCGAAGGUCGCUUAUGAUAAAAAGCGACGAUGGAGAGUCGUAACUUUGCAGGGAGAACUCAUAGACACCUCGGGUACCAUGUCCGGUGGGGGUAACAGGGUAAGCAGGGGUCGUAUGGGGUCAAAUAUCUGCAACGAAUCGACCCCUGCCGAGAUCGACGCCAUGGAAAAAAAGAAAAAUAAUUUCGAGCAAAAAUACGAGCAGGUUCGCGAAAGACGUGUGCAGUGCGAACAGGAACUCGCGGAAAAGCGCGAAGUAUUGCGCAAUACUGUUACGCAGACCAAACUGCUUCAGCACGAUUCGAAAAAUCAACACGAUGUAGUCGCUGAAAUGAAACGGUUGAUGCCGCAACUUGAACGUGAACUGAACGCAGCGCAACCGGACCCAGUGCAGCAUAAAGCGCUACAGAAUAAAGUGAAGCAGUUGACAAAAGCUUACGAUGCAGCUUCAACGAAGACAGAAUCAAUUGAAAAGAAGAAAAACGAACUAAAUUCUGAGAUCUCUCGCAUCCAGGACACAAAACUUUCUCCUCUUCGAGAAAAGCUGAAGUCCGCAAAGACAACUUUGGAAGAAAUAUCGAAAAAAAUCACAAAACUUAAAGUAGCAGUUACCACUGCAAAAAGAAACUAUGUUAAAUGCGAAAAGAGCAUUGAGAACACACAGAGCCCGAAGCUAGAGGGCGACUCUUUGGAAACCUGNUUGGCAAGUUAGAAGGAAUGGAAGACUUUAGAAGUGGAUGGAGCUGCUGUGUUGCAGGCUCUCGGGGAGGCAGAGGAAGAAUCCUCCAAAUUGAGAGAUGCUCUUCAGGAGCAGCAGGAGCAACUGAAGAAGAUGGAGAAGAAAGAGGCGAGUGUCGCUGAGGCUUACAAGGAGAUGAAACAAAACCAGGAAGCUUUGUGUGCAGGAACCAACACCAGGAACGAGAAGAUUGAACAACAAAAAGGAUUGCUUGGUAAAUUGAAGCUUCACAAGAUUGAUGGAGAAGAAACUCUUCCUCUUCCCUCCUAUCCUCCCGAGGAGCUGGAUGGGGUGGUUUUAGAUGAACUUAGAAACAAGAUUACCCUGCUAGAUAUUGAAACCGAGAAAUUACAUCCGAAUAUGAACGCGAUAGAAGAAUUUAAAGCAAAACAACAAGUUUACUUACAACGUGUGGGGGAAUUAGACCAAGUUACUGGCAAGAGGGAUAAGUACAGAGGAAUGUAUGAUAACUUGAGAAAACGACGUUUGAAUGAAUUUUGCGACGGAUUUGUCGUCAUCACAAAUAAGCUGAAAGAAAUUUACCAAAUGAUCACGCUAGGUGGCGACGCGGAGCUCGAGUUCGUAGAUUCCUUGGACCCGUUCUCUGAAGGAAUUAAUUUCAGUGUGCGACCGCCGAAAAAAUCGUGGAAAACGAUCAGACAUCUUUCUGGCGGUGAAAAGACGUUAAGUUCACUAGCUUUAGUAUUCGCUCUGCACUACUACAGGCCUACGCCACUAUACGUGAUGGACGAAAUAGACGCUGCUUUGGAUUUCAAAAACGUUACCAUUAUAGCGCAUUACAUUAAGCAACGAACGCGUAACGCCCAGUUCAUAAUCAUCAGCUUAAGAAACAACAUGUUCGAAAUUGCUGAUCGUUUGGUCGGUAUUUACAAAACGGACAACUGUACGAAAAGUGCGACGAUCGAGCCUGGUCUUAUUGCUGCUACUGCUAGUUCUCCUGCCUGAAAAUUACGGCCAAAACACAGAUUGUACAGUUUUAUAUGUACGUAGAAUUUUAGGCCAUUUUUGUUGAAAAAAAAGUGUAGCAUUUUCUACAAGACGAAAAUUCCCCGAUUUCUACACGCCAAGGAUUUCUAGUGUAUAGUUCCUCUAUGAAGACGCUUUGUUCAUGGUUCUGUGUUUAUUUUUGGCCCUUAAUACUACGCCUUCAGAUACACAACGAACAAAAUGUUACCACACUGCCCAGAAGGAAGUAAAUUGUCCUGACACUGCCAUACUUUGACCACGAAAGCUCUAGUGUCAUUUUAUCAAUGGAAAAUCAAGCAUCAAGCUACACACUGCCAAAAAAAUCGUACAUACUGCCUAAUGAUGAAGAAUUACAUUUUCCACUUAUUCUAUACGAA